Molecule: messenger RNA, 1316 nt
Organism: Culex pipiens pallens (northern house mosquito)
Lineage: Eukaryota; Metazoa; Arthropoda; Insecta; Diptera; Culicidae
Product: microfibril-associated glycoprotein 4-like
Exons: 4
Coding region: 60-1298 (412 amino acids)
Source: RefSeq, a predicted model, not a curated record
GGAUACUUAAAUUCUAUAUAAAUUUAUAAUCAAGAGUCACCCAACUUCAUUCAUUCAAGAUGACACAGUUAAUUACAACGGCGACACUGUUCGUUCUUUUGACAGUAGUUCAAGUUGCAUUCGGAGAAUGCAGUAGCAACCUGACCGAGACUAAGGCCAAGUACUUCAACCUGCCGCAGUGCUGUGCCGAUUCCCGUGAUCGUCCCUCGGGCAUCCAGAUCAUCCAGCCCCAGCCGGGCUUUGGUGAGCCGUUUGGUGUGUACUGCGAUCAGGACUACGAAGGUGGUGGCUGGACCGUGAUUCAGAAUCGCUACGAUGGAUCGGUCAACUUCUACCGGGGUUGGAAGCAGUACGAGGAUGGGUUUGGCAGCAUGGAGGGCGAGUUUUGGCUAGGGUUGAAGAAGAUCCACGAGCUGACGUAUUCGAAAAAGUACGAGUUGGUGGUUUUGAUGGACGAUUGGGAAGGUUACCGGGCGGUUGCAAGAUACAGUCGAUUUUCGGUGGCAGGUCCCGAGGAGAAUUAUACGCUGAAAAGUGUUGGAAAUUACUCCGGGACGGCGGGAGAUUCGCUGAGUUUUCAGGUUGGAAUGAAGUUUUCCACCUUGGAUGUGGAUAACGACACGCAUGAAGAUGGAGCCUGUGCCGUUAUGUAUCAAGGGGCGUGGUGGUAUGCGGUGUGUCACCAAAGUUCCGGGGUUCAAACGAUACUUCCCCAGCCUGGUUUUGGACAACCGUUCGACGUGUUCUGCGAUCAGGACUUUGAGAGUGGCGGCUGGACUGUGAUUCAGAAUCGCUUCGAUGGAUCGGUCAAUUUCUACCGGGGUUGGAAGCAGUACGAGGAUGGGUUUGGCAGCAUGGAGGGCGAGUUUUGGCUAGGGUUGAAGAAGAUCCACGAGUUGACGUAUUCGAAAAAGUACGAGUUGGUGGUUUUGAUGGAAGACUGGGAAGGUUACACCGCGAUUGCCAGGUAUAGCAAUUUUUUGGUGGCAGGUCCCGAGGAGAAGUAUAUGCUGAAAAGUGUUGGAAAUUACUCCGGAACGGCCGGAGAUUCGAUGGGUGGACACGCUGGGAUGAAGUUUUCUACACUGGAUCAGAAUAAUAAUAGUGUUAAAGAUAGAUAUUGCGCUAAUAAAUAUCAGGGCGCAUGGUGGUAUGCAUCUUGUCAUACUAGCAAUCUUAAUGGCGUUUACAUGAAAGGAACAGUACCAGAAUUUGCCAUAAUGAUGUGCUGGAAAUCAUUCAAAGGAUAUUAUUACGGACUUAGAACCUCACGAAUGAUGAUUCGAACAGUUAAUUGAUGCAGUCUUCCAAGUCAA